Molecule: messenger RNA, 2588 nt
Organism: Hypanus sabinus (Atlantic stingray)
Lineage: Eukaryota; Metazoa; Chordata; Chondrichthyes; Myliobatiformes; Dasyatidae
Product: class II histocompatibility antigen, B-L beta chain-like
Exons: 6
Coding region: 151-1098 (315 amino acids)
Biological process (GO): immune response; antigen processing and presentation, exogenous lipid antigen via MHC class Ib; positive regulation of T cell mediated cytotoxicity
Cellular component (GO): MHC class II protein complex; membrane; external side of plasma membrane
Molecular function (GO): lipopeptide binding; exogenous lipid antigen binding; endogenous lipid antigen binding
Source: RefSeq, a predicted model, not a curated record
CCCCGCCCCGCCUCGCCAGUGGCAGCGGCCGCCCACACAGCGAGGGAAACUUCUCCAGCGAUCGCCUCCGCUACGGGACCUGCCGGCUGGCGACCAGUUACGCGCGGAGAGGCUGUGUGACGGGCUGUUCCUCGGUCCUCGGCGGAAGGGAUGGGAGCAAUGAUGCCGUCUCCGCGAACCGUGAGCCAGCUGCUCCUCCCGCUGGCCCAGGAACCGCCAGCCGGUGCGAGGCGACGCCGCUCUCCCUGUUUGCUCGCCGCCUUCCUCCUCCUGCUCCUCAACGGCUCCACUGCCCUGGGAAUGCGCAUCAUUCAAGUGACUUUCUCUGGUAAAGGUCCGGAGUUCUCAAUGCCUGCCCUGAAGUUUGCUUACAACGGCAAAGACACUGUUCACUUUAAUUAUACCACAGAAAAGUUUGUGGCCAUCGAUCCACUUGUAAAGUCUUACGUGAAAGAGCUGAACUCCGAUGCAAAGCUUAUCAAAAACGUUAACAACUUUGUUAAUGACAUGCCUUUUGCCAUGGAGAUAAUUCACCAGAAUCUUCAAGCUCUGACUGCGAAGCCGACUAUCACAAUAACCUCAAGACCCCUGAAGAACAGAAAGAAUUCCUUGGUCCUGAGUUGCCAAGUGUGUGGAUUUUAUCCCAGGGAUAUCCACACAACAUGGCUGCGAAAUGGUAUGGCGAUCGACCAGGAAGUGCAAAUGACAAAAAUUUUACCCAACCAGGAUGGGACGUUCCAAGUCCAGCUACAGGUCGAAAUUGACCCUGGGAAGGGUGACACUUAUACUUGUGAAAUCAAGCAUUUGAGCAUCCCUGACAAGCUGCAUGUAGUUUGGGAUCCCAGGAAUACCUAUCCAGUCUACGGAUAUGUAAUUGGAAUAAUCGCUGGAAUAAUUGGCAUUCUGAUUGCAGUGGCUGGAGGAAUAAUCAGGUGGAAAGCUCAUCAUGGCUCUCAAUGUGGGAUAAAGUGGAUUCAAGACUUCAUAUUUUCAAAUGCAAGAACCUCUGUUAAAUGCCCAGACAUCUGCUUACACUGUGAAGAUCGCCUUCUGCAUGUUGAACUUGACCAGUUGCCGAAGUCUGCCUCUGAAGCUUGAAACUGAACUGUCGAAUUCACAAACUGCUGGUGCUUGGAUACCUGGUGACUGCUGUCUCCAUUCUCGUCCGCCCGGCAUGCAUUGGAAAUCACCUGCUCUUUACCUUGUGUUUAACCCAUUUCAAUUUGAUUUCCUAUUCCCAUUCCUGCGCGGCAGAGUCAACAUACGUCCCUACUAAAGGUGUGAGGUGCUCCUUCCCUCUGCUAGCCUGAAGGUGCAUAAAUCCUGAUUUUGCAACCAUUGACAAUUGACAACAGCCUGGCAGACCAUCUCUGGAGAGUAUUGAUAAUGGUUGGAAUCACUCGUUUUGUAAAACAACUCACCAGAAGAAAGCAAUGGCAAACCACUUCUGUAGAAUUUGCCAAGAACCUAUGACCAUGAUCAUCCACAUCCUACAACAUGGCACAUGAUGAUCAUAAUUCCCACUCCCACAACUUCCUCUACUCCCACGAUGAGGUCAAACUCAGGUUGGAGGAGCAACACCUCAUAUUCUCUAUGGGUAGCCUCCAAUCUGAUACCAUAAAUUUAGAUCUUCUACUUUCAGGAAAUUGUUUCCUCAACCUUUUCCUCAUAUAUUCCACAAUCUGGCUCCCCUCUUACCUCUUCCCUUAUCACCUGCUCAUUACUUACCUCUGGUGCUCCUUCUCUUUCCCUUCCCUCUGCGGUCAACUAUUCUCUCCUAUCAGAUUCCUCCUUCUUUAGCUGUUUACUUUUCCACCUAUCAUCUCCCUGCUUCUCACUUCACCCCACCCCCCCACCCAACCACCUUUCUCUGACCUCACCUAUGGCCUGUCAGCUUCUUCCUCUCCCCUCCCUUUCCUUCCCCUUCCUUUCCAGUCCUGAUGAAGGCUCUCGGCCUGAAACAUCAAGGGUUUAUUUCCCUCCACAGAUGCUGCCUAACCUGCAGAAUUCCUCCAUCAUUUUGUGUGUGUUCUGGAUUUCCAGCAUCUCUUGUGCUUAUGUUUAACUGCAGUGCUGGAGACCAGUGUUGUCAAUGCCUGCAAAGAAGUUAUCAAGAGGUGCUGAAUCCUACAUCCUGAGGUAAAAUUAACCUCUGAGCAAAAUCUUUCUGUUGCCGCACAUGCUUGUAAGAAUGAAGAAUGUUUGUAGAUCCAAAUAAAAUCUGAACAAUACACUUUGUCAUCCAGCAGCAAGAUUAUUCAAGUUCAGAAAACUAAAAUACACUCAUUGGCCACUUUAUUGGAUGUCACUUGUAUACUUGAGGUCUUCUACUGCUAUAGACAAUCCUCUUCAAGGUUCUACAUGCUGUACAUUCAGAGAUGCUCUUCUGCUCCCCACCGCUGUCAUGCAUGGCUAUUUGAAUUACUGUCACCUUCCUGUCCGCUUGAAACAGUAUGGUCAUUCUCUUCUGAACUCUCACACUGACAAGGCAUUUUCGCAUAAAGAACUGACACUCACUGAAUAUUUUUUUCUUUUUCUUACCAUUCUCUGUAAACUGUUGUGCGUGAAAAUCCAACAGAGAUCAAAUU